Molecule: messenger RNA, 511 nt
Organism: Magallana angulata
Lineage: Eukaryota; Metazoa; Mollusca; Bivalvia; Ostreida; Ostreidae
Exons: 2
Coding region: 122-511 (129 amino acids)
Source: RefSeq, a predicted model, not a curated record
AAAAUGGGCGGACACAAAGAAAAUAAUCUUAAAAUUGAUUGAACCUUUUUUAAAAAAGGGUUAUGGAUUAUUUAUUAUAGGAACGACUAUAAAGGAUCUAAAAGAGAAGUUUCUGAAGGCAAUGAAUUCAGCGGAGGAAACUGAAUCUCUUACGGACAUGGCCUUAGGAUUUUUAAUGUGGGCGAUUAUGGCAUCGGUUGCCGCAUUCUUGGUAUUACUCAAGAAAUGGUUUCUCAAAAAAUGCUGCGGGAAAGAGCGAUCAACAAAUAACCAGCCAACACAGCAGCCCACUUUGAACCCGGCCUUCUCCCCAGGACAGCUGAGCGUGAUACCACUGAUGGUGAUGCACACAUCACCAUCUUCCACCAUCAGUGGUUCACCGUCUAGUACUAGUGUCGCCAUUACGCCAGAGAUUAACCGGGAGGAGGAGGAAGAGGAAGAGCCAAUCGGGCACAGAACCAGACUGUCCUGUGCCCGAAGACUAAACUGGUCUAAAACCAGUGUAGUUUAG